This is a messenger RNA of Rotaria sp. Silwood2, 1221 nucleotides long. NCBI's taxonomy places the organism in Eukaryota, Metazoa, Rotifera, Eurotatoria, Philodinida, Philodinidae. The record is from the annotation of a GenBank genome assembly.
AUGGAUCAGAUGCACAAGCAAGGCUUUGAUCCAAACGAUAAUUCGACUGAUCUCACGACCCCUCAAGGAGUGGGUAAUGCAGCGGCAGCUGCUAUAAUUCUGUAUCGUAGUCAUGAUGGUGCCAACCAGCUCGGUGAUGAGGUGGGCUCUGACGGCGCACCUUAUUCUGAUUAUACCUUCUACCAACCGAUAAAUUCGGUGGCCAAGAUCAAUGAUCCGGAUCAUUGGCAACCCAUUGAAUUCGAUGAUCCCAAUGGAGGUAAAAUCACACUUGGCUUCAUUACACCCCAUUGGUAUCGUGUAAAGCCAUUCGCUCUCCAAAAGAGCGACCAGUUCCGUCCAGGACCGCCACCAAAAAUUAACUCAUCGCAGCUUCGCAUUGAAACGGAUGAGGUCAUCUCGUACAAUGCAAAUCUCACGACAACACAAAAAGCGAUUGUCGAGUACAUGCGAGACGGUCCAAACUCCACGGGACAAGCUGGACACUGGCUUCGUUUAGCCCAAAUGGUAUCAAGACGGGACAAAAAUGAUCUGGAUCGAGAUGUCAAGCUAUUCUUCUCGGUGGGGGUGACGGCAUUCGAUGCAUUUAUUGCAGCUUGGGAUUCAAAACGUGUCUACGAUUCCUCUCGGCCUUGGACGCUCGUACGACACUAUUAUGCGGGCAAUCAAGUAAAGGGCUGGCUUGGUCCCGGAAGAGGUGUUGCUACCGUAAGAGCCGAGGACUGGCAUCCAUAUUCACCGCUGACGUUCAUCACGCCUCCGUUUCCUGGAUAUGUGUCGGGGCACAGUACUGUUAGUGCCGCAUGUUCCAAAAUUUUAGAAUUAUUUACUGGUAGUGAUUACUUCGGCGGAACAGAGACACGUAAAGCAGGUGCUCUCACGGAGCCCAACUUCGAUUGCAAGACGAUACAGAUGUACGACGGCAAGAUACCCUCAGAUACGAACUUGUCGUGUGACAUCACUCUCACUUUUCAAACCUUCAAUGAUUUUGCUCAGAUGGCUGGUAUUUCCCGUAUAAUGGGUGGUUACCACAUUCAGACGGACAAUAUUGAGGGUCUUACGUUAGGUAAUCGUGUUGCGGAUUACAUCUGGCCAAAAUUACAGGAAUACUUCAAUGGAACAGCUGGCAAUGCCUUACCAUCAUUAGCCAAACCAUUUUAUAACACGUAUUUCACUUUAUUUAUGCGUAUUAUAUUGAUUCUUUGUGGUCAAUUUAUUUAA